This is a messenger RNA of Mesocestoides corti, 429 nucleotides long. The record is from the annotation of a GenBank genome assembly. Lineage: Eukaryota; Metazoa; Platyhelminthes; Cestoda; Cyclophyllidea; Mesocestoididae.
AUGUUCGCAACCGCAACAAAGGAAAAGGGGACGAAUUUGCGUGCAGCUACCUGCCAAUUGCUGAUAGGAUCAAAGUUUGCGAUUGUUGUUGCUAACAAUGACUGCAAGGCGAUUUCCCUGGCAGUCAUCAAGAACCGCAUUGGCGCCAAUUUCGAGAUGGAUGUUGACCCCAUCACGCCUUACAUCUGCCAAGCGAUCGUUGGCUGUGACAAGGGUCGAGGAACAUCCAGAGUUACAAGAUCGCUGACAGGAAGGGCUGCCACUCCUACUUGUGAUGUCCUUCAACUUGCUUGGCAUUCUGCUUGCGACAACAAACUCAAGUUCUUGGUGAGUGGCGAUUGCAUAAAGACCUGCACAAAGAACAACCGCGUUGCUGCAGCUGUAGUAGCAGCUGCUGCUUCAGUUUACUUCCAUCCGCUGUUCUCUUAG